Molecule: messenger RNA, 1506 nt
Organism: Nicotiana attenuata
Lineage: Eukaryota; Viridiplantae; Streptophyta; Magnoliopsida; Solanales; Solanaceae
Product: probable mediator of RNA polymerase II transcription subunit 26c
Exons: 9
Coding region: 255-1313 (352 amino acids)
Cellular component (GO): nucleus
Source: RefSeq, a predicted model, not a curated record
CAAAAAAAUCCUUCACAUUGUUCUCCCCCUUCCCAUCACCCACCCACCCACUCCCCUCAUUUGCUAUUCUCUGUCUGGUUCCGAAGAAGACUCGUAAACAUCAUCUAAAAUCUCAAAAAUCAGAUCUACUAUAAUGCUUCUCAAUACGUCGCCGUUUUAUUCAAAUCCUCCAUCAUCAUCCAUAGAUCUGCUGAUGUAAUUCCGCUAUAUCAUUUUCCAAAUUUUCUCUAAUUUUCCUCGGUAAUUUUUUUCGCAUGGAUUUGGACGAAUUCCGAUUGAUUUUAUCGGAAUCGAAGGUAGAUGUGUGGACGAUGAUCGACGCGGCGAUUUCGGUUGCAUCGGUUGACUGCGGCGAUGAAUUGAAACAUCGCCGUGACGGAAUCGUCGAGAAGCUGUAUUCUACGCGCUGCCGGAGCUGUAACGACGUCGUUAACGGUCAGUACAGCUUAGAUAAUGGCCAGACAGUUACUAGAAAUGUGGAGACGGUGAUGAAUAAGAGUCCGUUAACGCCGGAGUCAAAUCAUCGGAACAACAAUACCAGUAAUGAUAAUAAGAAUGAUGACGAGGAAGAAGAUGUAGAUCCAUAUGGAGGAUUAUUUGAUGAUGAUGAACAAACUCGAAUUCUAACUAUCAAAGAACAACUUGAAGAUCCACAACUGUCGGAUGAGGAUGUGAUUGACUUGCUUCAAAGUCUGGCAGAUAUGGAUAUUACAUUCCAAGCUCUCAAGGAAACUGAUAUUGGAAGGCAUGUGAAUCGACUGAGGAAGCAUCCAUCAAAUGAAGUUAGGAGAUUGGUGAAGAUGCUUGUGAGAAAAUGGAAAGAAACUGUUGAUGAUUGGGUUAGGCUAAACCAGCCUGAACAACAUGGGUCUUCAAAUCUUAUUGCUGCUGAUGGAGACUCGCCCCAACAAAAUGUACCGAAAAAUCAUCUGAAUGGUCAUCAUCAGGUUCCUGACUUCACAUACUCACCGAAUCCUCGAAAUGGGAGUUCGAGUUCGGACAGGAAUAAUUCCGAAUCAGAGUACAAGCCAAAACCUGUUCCCCCGCGGAAUGUAACCCCAACUAGACCACUGCAGUCUGCUCCUAAACCUACUUCUGCUCCUCCCCCAAGUAGACCUCCUCCAAGGGAAUCAGCCAUAGAUCUUGAAAAGCUAAAUUCAGCAAGAAGGCGGCUUCAGGAGAAUUACCAAGAAGCUCAAAAUGCUAAAAAGCAAAGGACAAUACAGGUGAUGGAUAUUCAUGAGAUUCCAAAACCAAAGAACGGCUUCUUUGCCAAGAAUAAAGGCGGCUUUCAGGGCAGGCAUCAUCGCUGAUUUUGUCAGAAGCCCGUUUGUGUGUACAAUAAUAUACUUCUCUAUUGUUUGCACGCAUCUGGUCUUAAAAGUAAAAACUCAGCAUUUGUGAUUACGGGAUUUUACCCAACGGUUCAUCCCUGUUACUACUUUUUUCUUUCCAAUCGAAAACCAUAAGCGUUUUAUUUAGUACUUCUUUCUACUUUUUGGUAAA